Molecule: messenger RNA, 1425 nt
Organism: Macaca mulatta (Rhesus monkey)
Lineage: Eukaryota; Metazoa; Chordata; Mammalia; Primates; Cercopithecidae
Source: RefSeq, a predicted model, not a curated record
CAUGUUUUUCUGCCUUUUGUCUUUUCACCUUCUCCCUUCCCCACCCAGUGCCCCGUCUAAGUCCCCACUCGGAAGUGGAUUCUCACCCCUCGCGGCCCUUUGUGGGCAAUGCCAGGAGGAGGAAGACCGCAACCUCCCGCUGGCUUUGGGAUAUCUUAGACAUCAGUAGUCUCCUAAGGCCCUCCACGCUGUCCGCACCCCUCCUUCAUCCUCGCGUCUCUUGGGACCCUGUCCUGCUGCCCUCAGUCCUCUCCUUAGUCGCAGACUCGGAGAGGCCCCUGAACCCCCUCGGCUUGGACAUCACCGGCCACCGUCCUGUGACACCCUGUGAUCUUCUGUCCCAAAUCUCAUUCCACUGACUGUGCCUGUCAGGGAGGGGACACUUGGUGCUGUAAAGUGAGCUUGGAGAAUGACAAGAAACAUGCUGUUUGUGAGUUAAGGAUCCAGAAAUGGGAGAGAGACUGGGAAGUUCAACAAGAAACAUGAAAAUCUCUGCCCAUCCUCACCUGGUGACCCUGUGCUUAGCAGCUACAAGAAGAGAAUAUGGGGACUGUUUUCAAGGAAAGCUUUGCCUUCUUAGUGCUGGGGCUGUCUGUGAAAAUCCGGAAGUGGACUCCUUGCAUCACAGUCAUUGAAAAUGCAGCCACAGGAAUCGUUGACAUUUGAAGACAUAGCUGUAGACUUCACCCAGGAAGAAGGGGCCUUGCUAAACACAUCACAGAAGAAGCUGUACAAAGAUGUGAUGCUGGAAAUUACCAGUCAUCUGGUCAGCAUUGGGUAUCCACUCCACAAAUUAGGUGUGAUUUUCCAACCAGAGCAAGGAAAGGAGCUAUGGAAAGAAAGAACAUUUUUCCAAGACCUGAGAACAAGUGGAGAAAGUGCACUUGAAAGCCAAAUGACAUCCACGCAUCAUGUCAGCAGGAGAGGCACAACUGUCAUCAUCCUAAUGGCCAAACUCCCUUCAUUCCAACUUCCACCAAAACCACUUAUCUGGAUCCCUCCCUGGAGUUGACACAACACGGAUCUUCAGCCCCACGUGCCAGGUUUCUCGGUGAUCCAUUACACAGAUUGAGCAGGGGAAAUGGGGGCAGUAUCAAAAACACCCAGUAUAAACCAUUGAAUUACUCCAGCCCUUGUCUCUGCCCAUGAACAACUCCCUGGGGCCAGAGAAUUAGGCAUCCCUGCUCAUCUUUCCCUCAGAAAGCCCUUGGGACAUUCUCCUUGAAGCUCCCCUAAAUGGGAGUAGAAGUUCAUCUCCUGACAUUCCACGUUUUAUUCAUGUGAGUCCUGAGUUAUGACACAGAGGACACAGUUGUGCUCCCCUUACUGUGGCCUAGCAGGUAAAGCACCUUAACCUCUCAGCCACCAUGCAAACCCUUCUGCAAUGUACUUUUCUGCAAGCAAAAUAAAAGUUGUGACCAAAUA